UUGUCGUAUCUCGAAUACCACAACAAUCCAUCACCCCAAGCCACUAUGGACUUGAUAGCGAAGGCCUACCCACCGCUGGACCAGCGCAAACCCUUCCCUAUAUUUUACCAGCCGAUUGUUUUUGCCUUGACCCUCAUCCCAUUUCUACUUCCCAACCGUCGCAUUAUUGCGGUCUUCGUCUCCCUUCCUCUACUCAUACUUUGCAUUCAAGCACCACGCUACACAGCUGGUAGUGCGCCAGGCGACUACUAUGGAAGCUCCACAUACAUUGCAAUUCUCCUCUGGUUCAUUGAAUUUGCCAUCUGCACUCCUGAGAAUGGUCCCGGUGAACCAAUCUUUAUCGGCGCACCGCCAGACGUGAAAACUUCCAAGAAGGAAAGACAAGCCUGGAGUCACCUUAUCUCCACAAGGCAAAGGCUGAACUGGGCAUUCUCACUAAUGAUUCCUUCGCAUCGCGGAAUUGGAUGGAAUUGGCAGAUCAAGAACAUACCAUCAGAUCCUUAUAGACACCUUGCCAAGUGGACCUACGUCCGCAAGCAUCUCACCUGGGUUCUUAUUUCGUAUGCUCGCUCAGUGCUGUGGCUUGUACUUCUGGGGUUUUCGUCGAACCUGCAGGGGAGACAAGGGCGAUCUAUCGUUUCCGUGGAGACUGCGGCGUUGAACGCAUUGAUCGGUUGGUCUGGCGGCUUCUGGGUCUGGGAUCGCCUGAGUGCCUUCUACAGCCUUUUAGCUGCCAUUUCUGUCGCCUUCGGAGUCUGCGAGACAUGGCAAUGGCCGCCGCUGAUGGGAGAUAUCAGCAAGGCGUAUUCGGUUGGCAACGUGUGGAGCGUCACAUAUCACUCCAUCAUGCGGAAGAUGGUUUCACAACCCGCUCUACGGAUUACACGACUCCUUCGCUUCCGCAAAGGCGGACUAGGUUCUCGAUGUAGCCAGCUUUUCCUGUCUUUCGCUUUCAGCUGCCUCGUACAUCAGUUUCAGAUGUUUUGCGUUACGCGAAGAGAUAUGGGUGAGUUUGCGUUUUUCAUGUCGCAGCCUGUCGCGAUCGUGUUUGAAGAGUGCGUGCGGGCGGUAUGGAGGAAAAUGCAAGAUCGAGGCCAGUUCCAUGGUGCAGGCCUCGUGGGAAAACAAAUUGGGUACAUUUGGAUGUUCCUAUGGUUCUCGUAUAGUCUACCAAUCUAUGUGAAAGGGUUUAGAGAUGCAGGGACGACAUCGGAUAUUUUGUUCCAGAAAGGUCCCAUGGACUUGGGAGCGCAAUUGGCUGAGAGGUACCUCGGAUGAGAGCCCUAGUUCAAAGUAACAGAAGUUGCAUACAUCACGGCGAAGAGAAGAGAGUAUGGAAACAUAUUACAUUAAUCAAAUAUGUGCGCGCAUACUUUCCUCCAUGCACCAUCUAAGCUUCAGCAUUUACAAGUCUCUCCUAGCGGCUGUUCCGUUGCGUCCAACGCGGAAGCUCUCGGGUGGUCCAUUAUGGCUAUACACGACCCCACCCAAAUCCAAGACGACCUUCUGAAGCACAACAUUCGGUUCUACAAGCCAGAGCUUCAAAGUAUGUGCUCCUGGUUUGACCUCGC
Molecule: messenger RNA, 1571 nt
Organism: Aaosphaeria arxii CBS 175.79
Lineage: Eukaryota; Fungi; Ascomycota; Dothideomycetes; Pleosporales
Exons: 2
Coding region: 46-1278 (410 amino acids)
Source: RefSeq, a predicted model, not a curated record